Molecule: messenger RNA, 891 nt
Organism: Puccinia triticina
Lineage: Eukaryota; Fungi; Basidiomycota; Pucciniomycetes; Pucciniales; Pucciniaceae
Exons: 7
Coding region: 1-891 (296 amino acids)
Source: RefSeq, a predicted model, not a curated record
AUGGCCUUCGCCACUCGUUUGGACGGUUUCGAGCAAUCCAUCCACGCAAGAGCCCGCCGUGGCCGCGGUUCUCAAUAUCAGGGAGCAGAUUCCAAUUGUCCCUUUGUGGUCAAUCCGUUUGCCGUAUUGCAAGUAAACGAACUCCUGGGCAAUAGACCUGCUUCCCCGACCCCGUCAGCUUUUGAAACCCCGAGUCCGAGCCCGUCGAGGGUACCCCCGGGUUUUGUGGGUUUACACCCCCGUUUCCAACUGGCGCCAACCCCUGGAGGGGCAGCCCCCGCUUCGCCUGCCUACCAGCGCCUUGAAGCCGGCUGGGCGCCGAGUGGUACCUCUCCUGUGUACCGCCCUGCUGAACAGGGCUCUCCAAUGAUGACCAGCAGUCGGAUGGUCAUCCAUGGCGACUGGCCCCUUCCCGCUGCCCCCCGUCCGUCCAAUAUUACAUCCCCUUCCUUGAGUCCUCAAGGCCCGGGAGUUGAUUCUUCCGCGUGCAAGUCGGAUACCGGUGGCUUGGCAUACCCUCCUGGGUUGGGCCCUCAAGAUGAUGGUGCUUCCGCUCCCGCCAAUAACGAUCCGCCGUUUGUUUGGGGUACUGGGGUCCCUCCUCCUGAUCCGGUCCGAACCGACCAACUUGCUCCUGUACCGAUUGCGGACUACCCGUCCCUAUCUGAUGCCGAUAUCCAAGUUCUUCUUUGUCCGACCGAGUACCGGGGUGUGGCUAUCCCCAAUGUGCACUCCGACAAGGUAACCUAUCUCUAUGAGAAUUUUAUCACCAGUUUUGUCUUCUACUGCCGCGGAAACCGCUUGGUCAAUGAGCUCUUGAUGCCUACCAGCGUCGCCUUAUUCAAACACUACGUCGAGGUUUUCCAGAUUGUGGCCACCCAGUCUUUUUGA